CCCAUGACGAUAGUACUCUUCGCCCCUAUCCACUGCUUCACAUACGCCUCUAUAUAUCUGACUAUACCAUUCCUCAUUUCCACUAUUCCAUAACAAGCAUAGCAUAGAUUCUUAGAGGGGAAGGGAAAACAUGAUGGGAGUUGGCUCGUACGGGUACCCUGCACCAGCGACGAACAUGAACACCGGUGCAAGAGGGGGCUACGAUGCCCCCGAUGGAGUUGAAAUUUGGGGACGGUAUGACCAAGACUAUGCGAAGAUUCUGAGCAAGGAGGCUUUGCAGUUCGUGGUGGAGUUGCAGAGGGAGUUCAGGAACAGGAUUAAGUAUGCAUUGGAGUGUAGGAAGGAAGCUAAGAGGAGGUACAAUGAGGGUGGUCUACCCGGGUUUGACCCCGCCACGAAGUUCAUAAGGGAAGGGGAUUGGGUUUGUGCACCAGUCCCGAAAGCGGUGGCUGAUCGGAGGGUGGAGAUUACAGGACCUGUGGAGAGGAAGAUGGUCAUCAAUGCUCUCAAUUCUGGAGCAAAAGUUUUCAUGGCUGAUUUUGAAGAUGCACUUUCACCAAGCUGGGAGAAUCUAAUAAGAGGCCAAGUGAACCUGAAAGAUGCUGUGGAUGGGAGCAUAACUUUCCAUGAUAAGGCCAGAAACAGAGUCUACAAGCUCAACGAUCACAACAUAGCCAAGCUUUUUGUGCGUCCAAGAGGUUGGCACUUGCCUGAGGCUCAUAUUCUCAUUGAUGGAGAGCCUGCAACUGGUUGCCUUGUCGACUUUGGUCUCUACUUCUACCACAACUAUGCAGCAUUCCGCCGCACCCAAGGUGAAGGGUCUGGACCUUUCUUCUACCUCCCUAAAAUGGAGCAUUCACGGGAAGCGAAGAUAUGGAAUUGUGUGUUCAAGAAGGCAGAGAAGAUGGUAGGGAUAGAGAGAGGAAGCAUCAGAGCCACUGUUCUGAUCGAAACACUUCCAGCUGUGUUUCAAAUGGAUGAAAUCCUGUAUGAGCUUAGGGAUCACUCUGUUGGUUUGAACUGUGGAAGAUGGGAUUACAUUUUCAGCUAUGUCAAGACCUUCCAGGCUCACCCUGACCGCCUAUUGCCUGACCGGGUUCUAGUUGGCAUGAAUCAACAUUUCAUGAGGAGUUACUCUGAUCUCCUCAUCAGGACCUGCCAUAGGCGCGGUGUCCACGCCAUGGGAGGCAUGGCAGCUCAGAUUCCAAUCCGAGAUGAUCCAGUAGCAAAUGAAGCAGCAUUGGAUUUGGUGAGGAAGGACAAGCUAAGAGAAGUGAAAGCAGGACAUGAUGGAACUUGGGCAGCACAUCCAGGACUAAUCCCAGCCUGCAUGGAAAUCUUCACAAACAACAUGGGCCACAACACCCCCAACCAAAUCCAAACCAUGAGGCGAGAAGAUGCAUCCUCCAUAACCGAAGAAGACCUCUUGCAGAGGCCUAGAGGAGUCCGAACCCUGGAGGGUCUCCGGCUGAACACCCGGGUGGGAAUCCAGUACCUGGCAGCAUGGCUAACUGGAGCUGGUUCGGUGCCACUUUACAAUCUCAUGGAAGAUGCUGCAACAGCUGAGAUAAGCAGGGUUCAGAACUGGCAGUGGAUCAAGUAUGGAGUGGAGUUGGAUGGAGAUGGACUUGGAGUGAGAGUGGGGAAGGAGCUGUUUGGUAGAGUGGUGGAAGACGAAAUGGAGAGGAUUGAAAGAGAGGUCGGGAAGGACAAAUUUAAGAAGGGAAUGUACAAAGAGGCUUGCAAGAUGUUCACAAGGCAAUGCACAGCACAAACUCUAGACGAUUUUCUGACUCUCGAUGCUUAUAAUCAUAUCGUCUUGCACCACCCCAAGGCAUCAUCCAGGCUCUAAAUGCACCUCAUCAACAUCAUCAUCAUCGUCUAGUUUUACCUCUGUUGUUGUAGUCAAAUCAAUAAUGUACUCUCUCUUCAAUAACUGGAUCGACUUUCAGUUUUACAUAAUGG
Messenger RNA from Rosa rugosa (rugosa rose), 1965 nucleotides. RefSeq names its product malate synthase, glyoxysomal. Gene Ontology annotation, cellular component: cytoplasm. Gene Ontology annotation, biological process: glyoxylate cycle. The coding region runs from base 131 to 1852 and encodes 573 amino acids. The transcript has 4 exons. NCBI's taxonomy places the organism in Eukaryota, Viridiplantae, Streptophyta, Magnoliopsida, Rosales, Rosaceae. Gene Ontology annotation, molecular function: malate synthase activity. The record is from RefSeq and is a predicted model, not a curated record.